Molecule: messenger RNA, 642 nt
Organism: Meloidogyne enterolobii
Lineage: Eukaryota; Metazoa; Nematoda; Chromadorea; Rhabditida; Meloidogynidae
Source: the annotation of a GenBank genome assembly
AUGUUAAUAACAAAUAGUGGAACUAUAUUGGCUAUGGGAUCUAAUAAAUAUAAUAAAUUGAAUUUAAAUAAAAGAGCUGGAUUUUUUAAAGAAAUGAAAAAGGAACAAAAUACAGUUCAAGGAAAGAAACAACUAGUGGAUGAUGCUCUUUUGCCAACAGCUGUAAGGCCAUUCCCUAGAAGAGUUGUUAGUGCAUCUUUAGGCAAUAAUCACAGUGGUGUUUUGCUCGAAAAUGGGCAUGUUCAUCUUUUUGGAUUAAAUUCUUAUGGAGAAUUAGGUACCGGAAGUACAUUACCAUUUAGUGAUAGCACUAGACCUGUUAAAGCUUUGAUUAAUAAAGCUUGUUUGCAUUUAAUUUGUGGUGAUGGUUUUACAAUUGUUGGAACAUUAGAUAAUGAAAUAUAUUUUUGGGGUUUAAGAGGUGGUGGAAGUGGGAAGGGAGAAAAUGAGAUAAUAACAAAUGACAAAAAAAUAACAGAAGAUGAAUUAAGCAAGCCAAAAUUUAGGGCAUAUAAAAUGGCUAAAACACAAGAAGGAUGGCAACUUUCGGCAACUGAAACCGUUAAUAUAACUAUUUUACAUCCAAUACUUGUACUUAGGUUUUUAUUUAGUUUAGAAAUAUUUUUUUCAUUUUUGGUUUAA